This is a messenger RNA of Macrosteles quadrilineatus (aster leafhopper), 764 nucleotides long. RefSeq names its product protein nessun dorma-like. Gene Ontology annotation, biological process: male meiosis cytokinesis; spermatogenesis. The record is from RefSeq and is a predicted model, not a curated record. NCBI's taxonomy places the organism in Eukaryota, Metazoa, Arthropoda, Insecta, Hemiptera, Cicadellidae. The transcript is spliced from 4 exons. The coding region runs from base 36 to 764 and encodes 242 amino acids.
GUUAGUUGUUACUAAAAAUUGAUGCUUACAGCAACAUGAUGGCUCAGGAUUUGUUCGUAUUUUCAAAGAGUUUCCAGGAAAGGUUGGAUGAAUAUAACUGUAUUUUAACUAGUGAUUUGAAAGCCAUUGAUGUGAAAAGGGAAUGGAGCAUUUUUUUGAAAUAUCAUAUAGAACCAGCAGGUUGGAGAGCGAUUUGGAUGUCCCACGAUGUGUGUACUAGGUUAAAGAUCAACUAUCCAUGUACUGGAGUAGUUGUGACUGUCGAUCUUAUUAACUUUAAAGAAUUGUCGUGUACUGUCCAAAUCAAUCAAGUUGAAGAUGGAGUUGCUUGCCUUCCUUUAAGGAUGACUGAUAUUCCUUUGAUAGAAUUAUAUCCGACAAUUGAACAGGAUAAAAAUAAUGUGGUUGAAAAACUUUUCGACACAGCCAAGGCUAUUGAUAGUCUCAGAUUUUUUUACAACCAAUUAUGGAUGCCUUGGGAUGAGAAUUAUGAUGAUUCCGACUCAUGGGUCACUUCUCACUUAGAGGGAAGACUCUACUUGCAGUUUGAGUUGAUGGAAUGUAAGGUUCCUAACGAGGUGGCUUACAAUGUGCUCACACUGAUAUCAAAGGGCCGCAACGUCCUCAGAGAGAUAGAAGACAUUCAGGAGCAAUUGUCAGAUGAAAAAGAAUGUUUGCUUCUACUAGUGCUCACUGAGCUACACAAUGAGAUGACUCAUUUGCAAAACCAGUUCAGCAUAUUUGAAAAACCUGGAUUGCUGUAA